GAAGGCAGCUGGUGUAGAAUCCUCACCUUGUUUGGAGGUCGAGAGCCUGGCUUCCCGCAGAGGAGCGGCCUCUUCUGUCGGGCGGGGAGACCCUUCUGAGCGCGAGAAGGCGGGGAGACCCUUCUCAACCCUUCUACGGGCGGAGAGGAGGAGAAAUGACAGCUCCAUCAAUGAAGGAAAGGAAGGCUUGCUGGGGAGCUCGGGAUGAGUACUGGAAGUGCUUAGAUGAUAAUAUGGAAGAGGCAUCGAAGUGUGAGAAACUUAGGUGCUCUUUUGAAAAUGUGUGUCCACAACAGUGGGUUAAAUAUUUUGAUAGAAGAAGAGAUUAUCUAAAAUAUAAAGCAAAGUUGGAAGCAGGAGAAUUUCAGCCUUCAGAGACAACUGAGAAGUCGUAGCUACUCAUCAGCUUUUAUAAAUACAGCCAUGACAAAGGAGCUUGCAGAAGAAGAGCACUUGAGUGAUACUUAAAGUGUCAGUAUCAGUAAAGGACAGUGAUAGCCUAUAAAUAAUUUCAAAAGCUAUUACUUGUUUAUCUGACAUCGGUGUGAAGGCUCCUAUCCCAUAUGUACUUUGAAAUGGACAGUGAAGAGAAGAGGCUCCCAACCGCACCUCACUGAAGUUGCUACUACCAAUAAAGGACAAAUUGGUGCACUGUAUCUACUCAAAUGUUACAUUGUGAGUUCAUUACCAGUUUCUUCUUUCAAGUAGUUUCCUUUGUAUUAAUAGAAUGCUUACAUCCAUUUUGAUAGUCGAUCCUCACAAGUGAAUAAAUAAAAUUAGCCAAAUGCUAGUUAUUGUGCAAUC
Messenger RNA from Lacerta agilis (Sand lizard), 804 nucleotides. RefSeq names its product cytochrome c oxidase assembly factor 6 homolog. Bases 156 to 395 code for a protein of 79 amino acids. Gene Ontology annotation, biological process: respiratory chain complex IV assembly. The record is from RefSeq and is a predicted model, not a curated record. Lineage: Eukaryota; Metazoa; Chordata; Lepidosauria; Squamata; Lacertidae. The transcript is spliced from 3 exons. Gene Ontology annotation, cellular component: mitochondrion; respiratory chain complex IV.